Bolinopsis microptera is the source of this 1793-nucleotide messenger RNA. RefSeq names its product dual specificity mitogen-activated protein kinase kinase 7-like. Gene Ontology annotation, biological process: protein phosphorylation; stress-activated MAPK cascade. Gene Ontology annotation, molecular function: JUN kinase kinase activity; ATP binding. The record is from RefSeq and is a predicted model, not a curated record. NCBI's taxonomy places the organism in Eukaryota, Metazoa, Ctenophora, Tentaculata, Lobata, Bolinopsidae. Bases 64 to 1032 code for a protein of 322 amino acids. The transcript has 7 exons.
UUAUUAGUGUGUAAAUACAGAUGUUUGUACUAUUCCUGUAAUAACUAAUCUUCAUCUUUCAUCAUGUCUAAAGGAGGAAUGCCAGACUCCUCGGCGCUGUAUGACCGGCUACAGAGAAUGAGGAUAAGAGGCGGAGAUACGCCCUCUUCUCCUGUUAUACAACGAGUAUCCUCCGCGCCCGCCGAGCAGCGGCGCAUGCGGCAGCGCCCGCAAUCCCUCAUCCAAUCGCCGACAAGUGGCGAAGGGACGGCGGUCGAGCGGCGGCCCCGUCCCCAGAGUUUAAUUAUGACAUCCCGCAGAUCUGAAGGCAGCGGUGGGCGCACGCGACCGGGUAUGGGACUAAACCUGGGAAGCAGGGGUGGCCAGUUGCUGGAUGUUAGACGACCUCCUCCUAACCUACCGCUCCUUCAUCAAAACAACAACUCCGCUUUGUCCACUAACGGGAAUUCAACUAAUAGGAACUCGAGUAACUUGUUUGAUUUUGAGACCUUUAACCCCGAGUUACGAAUAGACGGACAAACCUAUACCGUGUCUGGAGUGGACUUCGAGAACUUGUCCCAUUUGGGAGAGGGAGCAUGUGGCAACGUUCAGUUGAUGAAACACACUCCAACUGGUGUACGAAUGGCUGUAAAGCGAAUGAGAAGAACUCAGGACAUGCGAGAACAAAUGCGGAUAUUUACUGACCUCAACAUCGUGAUAAAACAACACCAGUGUCCCCACAUUAUCAACUCUUACGGCGCCUACAUCACCGAACAAGACGUUUGUAUAUGUAUGGAACCAAUGGACACGUGCCUUGACAAACUACAGAAGAAAAUGAAGCAAAUGAACCAUAUCGGAGGUGUCCCAGAGAAAGUUCUGGGUAAAAUAACUGUGGGCGUGGUCCAAGGACUCGAUUACUUGAAACGACAGUAUUCCGUCAUACACCGAGAUGUGAAACCCAGCAAUAUCCUAAUAGAUAGAAACGGCCAGGUUAAGAUCUGCGAUUUUGGGAUAGCAGGGAAACCUGGUGGACAGCAGAGUGUGGACACGUGAUCAGGGUUGCCCCGCUUACAUGUCCCCUGAGAGAAUAGACCCACCUGACCAGGAUAGUCCUAGUUACGAUAUUAGGGCUGAUGUGUGGUCUUUAGGGAUCUCCCUGAUCGAGCUGGCCAAUUGUAAGUACCCGUACAACAAUACUGCUGUUCAGUUUUCUCUCAUGACUGAGAUUAUCAACUCGCCACCCCCGACCUUGGACCCUAGUCUGGGAUUUUCAGAUGAGUUUGUAGACUUUAUCGGUAUUUGCCUCAUCAAGGAUGUCUAUCUUAGACCGAAAUAUGAGCGUCUUUUGCAACAUCCGUUAAUCAAGACGUACGAAAAGGUGGAUAAAAAGGUGGUGGCUGAUUGGUAUUCAUCAAACUUUUUAGACAACGAGGACUGAACGAAAAGUUGUUUUAUUAACGGUUUGUGAACAGCGUAGAUGCGACUAUUUUGUUUAUAGGCAGUGUAGAUGCAUUCUUUUUGUUUAUAUUUCACUACCAUUAUGUAUAUAAAACACCAAAUGUAGGUAAAUUCCCGGAUUUAUCCAAAUACUUCGUCUUAUCUUCCUUAAACGGAUCUUUUCUUUGAAAAUAGGAAUUGAAUUGUACCUGUUGUGCAUAUAAAUGCAUUGAUUUGCUUUAAAUUUAGGUUAAAUUUCGUUGUUAAGGUCAAUUUUAAGUCUGCUUUGGGUCGGACUAAUGAAUGUAAAUCGUUUCAUAAAAAGAAUAUGUUUACAAAUUUGAGUAAUGAAUCAUGAUUCACUUUCAAUCAACUGU